UGUCUCAGUCAGUACCACAGAUGACACUGCAGUCUCUCCUGAUGACUAUGUGGCCAUUAGUAGUCAGAUAAUACAGUUCAAUGUUGGAGAUACUAGUCACACCCUCACACUCUCUAUUGCCAACGAUGGGAUGUGUGAGACUCAGACCGAAGCUUCUUUGUCAGAUUUCUCUUGUUAGUAGUACUGGAUCCAUCACAAUCUCUCCCUCUCAAGGCAGAGUCUUUAUCCAUCAACCUGAGUGUGCAAUAGUUGUUGGAUUGGAUUCCACUAUUUACACAAUAAGUGAGAGCCAGGGAAUGGUAGAAGUCAGCACUUUUGUACAAAUUCCCUCCGCUGGGGGAGCACCACGACCUUUUUCUCUCUCAGUCAGUACCGAAGAUAAUACUGCAGGAUCUCCGGCUGACUUUGAAGCUUUGAGAAAGUCAUAUUAUUCAAUUCAAUACUGGAGAUACUGUCACACUUCACCCUCACUAUUGCAAAUGAUGGAUAUGUGAGGUUCCAAAUGAAACUUCAUUGUAAACAUUACUGUGGUUGGUGGCAUCCAACCUAUCUCAUUAUUACGCAUCGAGCACAUGUGAUAAUCAAUGAUAUGAAUGAACCAGAGUGUGUUCCAACCGUAUCUUUUUCUUCGGAGACAUAUGUCGCAGCCGAGAGUGCAGGAUCAGUUGAAGUGUGUGUAAUUCUAAACAUUCCUUACAGUUUUGCUCUAGAGUUCACAAUUAUGCUAGAUAUUGAAGUGCGACAGCUGGUGUGGAUUUUGUCAGUGGGAAAUGGAAAACAUACAUACUCCCUGGAUCUACAGACCGCUGCAUUAACAUCACCAUUUUGAAUGAUAACAUUGCGUUGGAAGAAAAAGAAAAUUUUGCAGUGGAAAUAGUGAUGGCUUCUGUGCCAAGCAUAACAUCAACUGCUGAAAUUAUCAUUACUGAUAGUAACGUUGCUACUGUCUCACUUGAAGAGACACUGUACCGAGUGACUGAAGCAGGAGGAAGUGUCCAAGUGUGUGUUAGAGUCGGAAGUCCCAGCAGUGGAUGUCCUAUUGCUUCCGCCUUUGUUGUCAGUCUCUAUACUAAUGAUGAUGAUGCAGAUUCUGUAACUGAUUACUCUGCCGUCUUGGCCACUUUAAGUUUUCAACCUUGUUUCACAUUGCAAUGUGUCACCAUUGCAAUCACUGAUGACUCCAUACCUGAACCUGAUGAGUCCUUCUCGCUCAUUCUGGAGAGAUCACCUGGUCUUGACAGCAGGAUCACUCUAGCUUCCUCCACUGGCAGUGUUCUAAUACUCAAUGAUGAUGAUUUCUUGUGUACUGCUAGUGGUGUUCCUGAAGUUACAGUGAUUGUCUGCACUGGUAAUCAACCUGGGUCUUCUUUGCAGUGUUCUUUUAAUGGAGGACAGCUUCACUCGUGCAAUGCACCAAUGGUACUGACUAGGAUAGUCAGUCCUCCUGGUAAUCAAUCUGUGAGGAUUGUAAGCAGCACUGGAGAAGAAAGUACUGUAUCAUACAGCAUCACUACUGCUGAUCCAGUUACCGCAUUCUUACCACCCUUGGAGAUCAUUCUAAACGGUGGUUCACCUCUUGUGACUGAGAGCUCUGUGGAGGCAGUGUUUGUAACCACCAGACCAGUGACUGGAGUGAGGUGCUUCCUCAGAUAUGACAACAAAAAUGACUACAAAGACUGUUCUUCUGGCAGAGUGUCCUUUACUGACCUGAGCCCUGGAGAGUAUGUUCUGAAGAUCUAUGCCUAUAAUCAACAAAGUGACAGUGCCACUGCUAAGAUAGUGGUCACAAUCUAACUGAAGUGUAGUGAACCUAGACUAGUGUAGUGAACCUAGACUAUAGUGGAAACUGUAGGCUUGUAGUUAUAACUAUUCCUAACGUAAAUGUGUGUUUAUAACUGCCGGCUGAAGUGGC
This is a messenger RNA of Geodia barretti, 1912 nucleotides long. Lineage: Eukaryota; Metazoa; Porifera; Demospongiae; Tetractinellida; Geodiidae. The record is from the annotation of a GenBank genome assembly.